This is a messenger RNA of Rotaria socialis, 1290 nucleotides long. The record is from the annotation of a GenBank genome assembly. NCBI's taxonomy places the organism in Eukaryota, Metazoa, Rotifera, Eurotatoria, Philodinida, Philodinidae.
AUGUCACAUAUUGACGAAGAAUUUCAGAGAAUUGAACGAGAACAUGGUUGGACCACAUUAUUUCGUAAACUUGCGAAUUAUCAUGGCGUUCGAACAUUAGAGAAAAAAAAUGAUAUUGCACUCUCAAGUAUCAAUCGAGGAUUGAAUCGAUUUCGUGAUGUUUUACCUUAUGAUGAUACUCGUGUACGUUUACAACGAGGUUCAAAUGAUUAUAUCAACGCAAAUUUUGUUCAAGUCCCAUCGGCAAAUCGAAAUUAUAUUCUCACACAAGGUCCACUUCCAACAACAUCAGAGCAUUUUUGGCAAAUGGUUUGGGAACAAAACAGUCGCGUCAUUGUGAUGUUAACUCGUUUAGUAGAAAAAGGAUGUAAUAAAUGUUGGCUUUAUUAUCCUGAUUACGAAAAUGAAAGUGAAUUAUAUUUUGAGGAAGUUGAUUUAAAAGUAUCAUUUGUAUCUGAAAGACAGGAAGAAUAUUAUACGCAACGAAAAUUCGAAUUAACGAAUCUUUUAACAGGUGAAACUCGUCCGAUAAUUCAUUGGUCAGAUUUCGAUUGGCCGGAUCAUGGUGCACCAAGUGCAUCUGAGCCGUUCUUACAAUUAUUAAGUGAUGUUCGUCAUUGCGGUGCUUUUGAUUCUCGUUUUGGCCCACCAGUUCUUCAUUGUAGUGCUGGUAUCGGACGCUCGGGAACAUUCGUUCUUGUUGACUCAAUCUUAAAAAUGCUUGCUCAUACAGAUAAUCCAGAGAAUGUAUCAUUAAUUGAAGUUCUUGAACAUAUACGAACACAACGUCAUGGGCUUAUUCAGACACCAGAACAAUUAAGAUUUUCUUAUAUGGCAAUUGUUGCUGGUUUAAAAGAGCUUGACGAACUUGAACAAAGUGAAAAUUUAUUUAAUGAAAGUGAUUUUGAUACAUCGAGCGGAAGUGAUGAUGAAAAUGACUCAAAAUUAAGUACAAGUCUUGAGAAUAUUAAGUAUGAAUUAAAAAAGCGUGCUGAAAAAACUGCAAAUAAUUCUCAUUCGCUAGAAACAAAAAAUGAUGCAGAAACUUCUGUUCGUCUUCGCGAAGAACGUUUGAAACGCAAUGAGGGUUUAAAGAAAAAAAUUGAUGAGAUCAAAUCAAAAUUAGAUGAUAAAUCAUCAUUAUUAAAUAAUAAUAAUAAUAAUAAUUCAUCGAUUUUAUCACUUCUCAUGACACGAUAUCGCCGCCAUUUUUUUAUUGGUUUAUUAACAUUGUUUACUGGAUCAAUUUUUUUGUAUAAAUUUGUCAGAACUAAUGAUCGAGCCCAUUGA